UUUAGCUGUUUUUAUUUUAAUGAUAGGCCACCAAUCACCCUAUGGGAAGAAAUUCUUAGGAUGAGACAGAGAAUUUCAUUGAUGUAUUUUUCCAAUUUAUCUUGGAAUCCAUUGCUAACACAGUUAACCAUAAUUUCCACAGGAGAGUCUUCUGAACAUCGGUUUUAUAGGCAACAUUUUCUAAUCUUUACUCAGGUGUAGAGAGCAUACUUGGAUGAAUUCCAUGCACCUGACACACGAUAUUCUUGAGUAGAGGUGGACACGUCUUGUAGGGAAGUGAAAAGAUUUAGGGCACUGUUCAGGAAGAAUAUAUUACAGUUUUAAAGAGGAAGUAUGACAUCUCAGUGAUCAUUUAGGAAUACUAAUUCUGUACUAUCCAGAGGCAUUAACAGAGAUUGGUCAAGUGAGUCAAUUCAGCAGUUAGAUGAUCUGAUCUCAGACCUAGUGCUUGCUGUGAACUAACCAUAUACUUCACGUCCAUGAUGUAGCCUCAUCUUACCUAAGUUUCCCUAAGAAUAAAUGGAGUGAUUCUAUGAUCUAACACGUGUAGUUUAACAAGCCCUUCAGAUGAUUUGGAGGCAUCCCAAAGUUUGGGGACCAUACCCUACAAGACAGAUUUGAUAAUUUCAUUCACAUCCUUCUGUUUGUUUGAGUGAAUAAACAUUUCAGACGGAAAUGCCAUAUCUUUUCUUUGUUUUGGUUUCAGCACUUGAUGCAAAGUGGAAAAAAGAGUUAGUGAUCAAUAAAAACAAGGGCCAAUAAAGAGAGUGGAAGAAACAGGAAGAGUGAGAAAUGAAGAUGGAGGGAGAAAUUAUCACAUGCAAAGAUUUGAAUAUUCUCUUGGCUUCACAAUAUACAUAGAGAAGUUUUCUUUUAGUUUAAGCACUUGUUUCAAACUUUAAAAUGUACGAAAUUCAUCUGAAGAGCUUGUUAAAACAGAUUGAUGGUCCCAUUCCGGAGUUUAUCAGCAGUAAGUCUGGAGCAUUAUCACCAUUAUUCAUUCCUGAAAGGUUCUUUGUUGAUGCUUCUACUGCUUAUCUGGGGACCAUUCGUUUUAUUGUCUUUUCACCCCAUCUUUUCCAUCAGAUUCAUCAACAACAUGGAAACCACAAAUCACACAAAUGCUCCAGAGUUCUUUUUACUGGGAUUGACAGAUGAUCCAGAACUGCAGCCCCUGAUCUUCUACUUAUUCCUUUCCAUCUACUUGGUGACCAUCCUGGGAAAUCUGAUAAUCAUCUUGGCUGUCAUCACUGACUCCCACUUGCACACACCCAUGUACUUCUUUCUCUCCAAUCUGUCCUUUACUGACAUCUGUAUAAGCACAACCAUAAUCCCAAAGAUACUGCUGAACAUACAAGAACAGAAUAAGAGCAUCGCUUAUAUAGCCUGCCUCACACAGACCUGCUUUGUUUUGGUUUUUGCUGGUUUUGAAAAUUGUCUCCUUGCAGCAAUGGCCUGUGACCACUACGUGGCCAUUUGUCAUCCCUUAAGGUACACGGUUAUCAUGAACCCCCACCUCUGUGGCUUGCUGAUUCUACUCUCUCUGUUCCUCAGCAUUUUGGAUGCCCUGCUCCACAGUCUGAUGGUGUUGCAGCUGUCCUUCUGCAAGGACCUGGAAAUCCCUCACUUGUUCUGUGAACUUGCUCAGGUCCUCAAGCUCGCCUGUUCUGAUACACUCAUAAAUAACAUCCUGACAUAUUUUAUGGCUAGCAUACUUGGCGGUAUUCCUCUCUCUGGCAUCAUUUUCUCUUAUACCAAAAUUGUCUCCACCAUUUUGAGAAUGCCAUCAGCAGGAGGAAAGUGUAAAGCUUUUUCCACCUGUGGGUCUCACCUCUCAGUUGUUUCCUUGUUCUAUGGGACAGGUUUUGGAGUGUAUAUUAGUUCUUCAGUUACUGACUCUCGCAGGAAGCUGGCAGUGGCUUCAAUGAUGUACAUUGUGCUUCCUCAAAUGGUGAACCCCUUCAUCUACAGCCUGAGGAACAGGGACGUAAAGAGAGCCUUGAAGAAACUCACCACAAGAAAACUUUCUCUUCGAUGA
Equus caballus (horse) is the source of this 2038-nucleotide messenger RNA. NCBI's taxonomy places the organism in Eukaryota, Metazoa, Chordata, Mammalia, Perissodactyla, Equidae. The record is from RefSeq and is a predicted model, not a curated record.